Molecule: messenger RNA, 3274 nt
Organism: Medicago truncatula (barrel medic)
Lineage: Eukaryota; Viridiplantae; Streptophyta; Magnoliopsida; Fabales; Fabaceae
Product: extra-large guanine nucleotide-binding protein 3
Exons: 8
Coding region: 147-2945 (932 amino acids)
Biological process (GO): adenylate cyclase-modulating G protein-coupled receptor signaling pathway
Cellular component (GO): heterotrimeric G-protein complex; cytoplasm
Molecular function (GO): GTPase activity; G protein-coupled receptor binding; guanyl nucleotide binding
Source: RefSeq, a predicted model, not a curated record
UACUUUUCUUUCCAACCAACCUCAUCAUCUAACAACUGAACAACACACACUGACGAAAAAACUCUUUUCCCUUUUCUCACUACAAUUUCAUCUUUUCCUUCAUUUUCUCACACUUUCUCGCAUUUUCUCACACUUUCUCUUCUCACAUGGCUUCAGAAUCAACCGAAGAAGACAAAAACAACAACAGCAACAAAUCAUGGGAACACAUCCUCCGCCGUAUGCUUCCCGCCGGCGCACCGUUACCCGACGAAGACCACCUCGAUUACUCCAUCGCCGUCGAAUACGAAGGUCCUCCGGUUCCUUACGACGUUCCUCGAAUCGAUCCGGUGGAAAUCAGCGCAUCUUCUUCUCCGAUUCGUACUGCUUCUGUACUCUCCGAUCGAGGUCACCGUGGCGAUGAGGCGAAUUCAUCGAUUCCUGUUGCUAUGCCGGUUUAUUCACGGUUUUCUAGGUUUAACAGAGUUCCGAAUAACGGUUUUGGUUUCAACCGCGAAAUUCGAAGUCCUGUUGAUAGUCAAAGAUCUUCUUCUGUUUCUAGAAGUCAAUCUCAAUUUGAAGCUGAUCGGUUUGAUUUCUCCGACGAAGUUGCCGCCACCGCCGACCGUCACUCCGUUUCUGUUUCCAGAACUCAAUCUCAAUUCGAAACCGAUCGGUCUGAUUUCUCCGGUGAAGUCGCUGCCGUUGACAACGGCAGCGACGACGGAAACGACGGUGAAAACGGCGAAGGUAGUUAUGUUUCCGGUUCGUCACCACCGGUACCGAAUUCAGCUCCGGUACCGUCUCAAGUCGUUGAAGGAAAACGACCUACUGUGGUAACAUUUAACGAGCCUAGGGUUUAUGACUCUGAUGGCGGCGACAGCUAUUCGUCGCCGCGAUCGGUUGCGACUGAGCCGGUAGGAUCACCGGCAGAGGCAAGGAAGAAUUCGCUAGUGAAACGAGGUGUUUGUAGUAGGUGUGGGAAUAAGAAUAGGUUAAAAGAGAAAGAAGCGUGUUUGGUUUGUGAUGCAAGGUAUUGUAAUAACUGUGUAUUGAAAGCUAUGGGUUCAAUGCCGGAAGGGAGAAAGUGUGUGAGCUGUAUUGGGAAAGCUAUUGAUGAGAUUAAGCGAUCGAGUUUAGGGAAGUGUUCGAGGAUGUUGAGUAGGGUUUGUAGUCCUUUGGAGAUUAAUCAGAUUAUGAGAGCUGAAAAAGAGUGUGCCGCGAAUCAGUUAAGGCCGGAGCAGCUUGUUGUUAAUGGUAGGCAGUUGAGGCAGGAAGAGUUGGCUGAGAUUUUGGGUUGUUCGAUUCCUCCUCAGAAGUUGAAGCCGGGGAGGUAUUGGUAUGAUAAGGAUUCUGGACUCUGGGGAAAGGAGGGAGAGAAGCCGGACAAAAUAAUAAGUUCAAAGCUUAAUAUUGGAGGGAAGCUUCAACAGGAAGCAAGCAAUGGGAAUACUAGAGUCUACAUGAAUGGCCGUGAAAUAACAAAGAUCGAGCUUAGAAUGUUAAAGCUAGCAAACGUUCAAUGCCCGCGAGAUACCCAUUUCUGGGUUUAUGAUGACGGAUCUUAUGAGGAAGAAGGCCAAAAUAAUAUCAAGGGCAACAUAUGGGGAAAGGCGUCCACUCGUUUCAUCUGUUCAUUAUUCUCUUUGCCUGUACCGUCUACUAAUCCUCCUGGGGUCAGAGACAAUCCAAGUAACUAUUCAACAAGGUCAGUGCCUGAGUAUUUGGACCAUGGUAGAGUUCAAAAACUUUUGUUGUUUGGCAUGGAAGGAUCUGGAACAGCUACCCUCUUUAAACAGGCCAAGUUUUUAUACGGGAACAAGUUUUCUGCAGAAGAGUCGCAAAACAUCAAACUCAUGAUUCAAAGCAGUAUGUACAGGUAUCUCAGCAUUCUGCUUGAAGGAAGAGAGCAGUUUGAAGAGGAAGCUCUGGCAGAGAAAGAAUCUACUUCAUUAGAAGUUGAAGGAUCUGGACCUGCAGAAACAGCAAAUGAUGAAAACAAACCAUGCAUUUACUCAAUCAAUCAAAGAUUCAAGCAUUUUUCUGACUGGUUGCUGGAUAUUAUGGCUACGGGGGAUUUGGAGGCUUUCUUUCCUGCUGCUACACGUGAGUAUGCUCCAAUGGUUGACGAGAUAUGGAAAGAUCCGGCUGUUCAGGAAACAUACAAGAGAAGAGAGGAAUUGCAUAAUCUUCCUGAUGUUGCUAAAUAUUUCUUAGAUCGGGCAAUCGAAAUAUCAAGCAACGAGUAUGAACCUUCUGAUAAGGAUAUAUUAUAUGCUGAAGGAGUUACACAGAGCAAUGGUCUUGCUUUCAUGGAGUUUUCAUUUGAUGAUAGGAGUCCUAUGUCUGAGAUAUACAGUGAGAAUUUAAAUAACCCAGCCCCCCAGACCAAAUUUCAACUUAUUCGCAUAAAUUCGAAGGGACUGCGUGAUGGCUGCAAAUGGUUGGAAAUGUUUGAAGAUGUGAGGGCGGUCAUUUUUUGUGUUGCCCUGAGUGACUACGACCAAAUGUGGCCCACUAGCACCGGCAAGCUUCAGAACAAAUUGCUAGCAAGCCGAGAUCUUUUCGAGAGUCUAGUGAGGCAUCCUUGUUUUAAAGAUACCCCUUUUGUGCUUUUGCUAAAUAAGUAUGAUGCCUUCGAAGACAAGAUUAACAAAGCUCCUCUGUCAACCUGUGAGUGGUUUUCGGAUUUCGCUCCAGUGAGGCCCCAUCACAACAAUCAUGUACUAGCACACCAAGCAUAUUACUAUAUAGCUGUAAGAUUCAAGGAGCUUUAUUAUUCCUUAACUGGCCAGAAGUUGUUUGUGGGGCAAACUCGUGGUCGGGACCGUGUCUCGGUUGACGAGGCAUUCAAAUACAUUAGGGAGAUCAUCAAAUGGGAGGAUGAGAAGGAUGAACUGUAUGAAAUCAAUCCUGAAGAAUCAUUUUACAGUACAGAGAUGAGUUCUGCUUUCAUCAGACAGGAAUGAAUUCCCAACAUUUGAUAACCCUUGAGACAGGAUACCAAAUGACGAGCAAGGAGUCUCGCCGCUCCACAGAAUUUGUCGAAGCAUUGCAUUUAUGAAGGACUGAGAGGUCAUUUGGCUGGCCUAUGUGAAAUGUUUUGUUUUGUUUUGGUCUCUUAGGAUCUUUCUGAUCAGGUUCAUAAUUAUUUUUUCCCCCAUGUUAAAUAAGCUAAUUUGCUUGAGAGGUUGUAAAUUCAGAGGUGAUUUGUUGUCUGUACAGCUUAUAUAUUGAUAAGUGAGCAGCUUAAAUUGAAAAAAAAUAUAUACAUAUAUAUAUUUGCUUUAACCGUUAA